This is a messenger RNA of Salvia hispanica, 7610 nucleotides long. Its product is annotated as P-loop containing nucleoside triphosphate hydrolases superfamily protein. NCBI's taxonomy places the organism in Eukaryota, Viridiplantae, Streptophyta, Magnoliopsida, Lamiales, Lamiaceae. Gene Ontology annotation, molecular function: helicase activity. The record is from RefSeq and is a predicted model, not a curated record.
UAAGAAAAUUUACGAAAAUUGAUUGUUUUGGGUUCCCCGCGCGAGGAAGUUCCGCCGUCACGAUUCAUUGUCUUGUUCCGUUCGCGGGAAAAGGGGAACCCUAGAGAAUCCAAUCGGAAAAUGUCGAAGAAAGCCGAAGUCAGCAGAAAAGAGCUGUUGCAGCGAUGGAGUGUCAUCGAGCAAGAGGACGACGACGCAGCCGUUCAUCCUAUCAAACGUCGUCGUCUCCGCCAGCUCAAAGAACAAUGGUUUUCAGACGCUUUCAAUUUCUUGAUACAUCUGCCAAUAGACGAUCACGUUUGGUGUGGUUAUUGGGAUCUGAUGGGGCCUCUUCUCGAGACAUUUUACAAUUUUCUCAAGGACGAAUCCCAAGGUUCUCCUCUCAAGCUCCUGUGGAAAAGAAUUUCAGGAGAAAUGAGGGGGUGCACUCUAUGCAUUCACCAGCAUCAUCAAGCACAAGAGAUGUAUCAAAAUGAAUAUGAGCCAAGCUGUAUCGGUCUUCUACUAGAUGUACUGCAUGUGCUUGAUGAAGAGCGGAUUACCACGCACCUCAAGGAUCUCAAUGAUAGAAUAGCAAGAGGGGUGUAUGACGCGUCAUGUGACUAUGGAGAAGUUGUUAGUGUUAUGUUCGAGGUUUUGAUGUUCCCUGUAAUGCUCGAUGACCAAUACUUGGCCAUGGAGUUUCAAAUUUUUAUUGAAGCUGUUGAUAAUUCUCACGAUCUGGCAUUAGAUGGGCACCAACAGUAUCCGGGAGUUUAUGCAUUGCUUUUUUUCAAAAGCAGACGAGUUCGAUCUAUAGGUCUUCGCUUGGCUGGGCACAUGGGUAAAUUGAGAAGAUCAUCAGACUUGGAUUCAUUGCAGUAUUUACUCAAGAAAUGCAUGUACAUAUUGGAAACGGAAGGUGUGCAGACCGCUCUUGAGACUGCAAGGCCAAGGGUUAAACUGGACCAAGUAACUGUGUGGCUUGGAAUGAAGGCAUUGGUGGGGUUUCUAGAGCCUCAAGCAUUUGAAGAAGGGAUUUUAGAUCGGUAUCCCAUUUUUCUUAGUAUUGUCUUGAACCAUAUCAGCGAUGAUUCAAUCGAGUUUUCUCAUGCAGUUAACUGCCUGAGACUAAUGUUUGAGAAGCUAGGUUGUAAACUAUGGUUGAGAGCUACACUGUCUCCUAGUGUUAUGAGAAAUACACUUCUUGGUCAAUGUUUCCAUACCAGAAAUGAGAAAAGCCACAAAGAAAUUUUUGAUCUUUUCGAACCUUUCUUGCAGUCUCUUGAAGCUCUGCAAGAUGGAGAACAUGAAAAACAGAGAAGGCAUUUUCUUUACUUUCUCCUACAUCAAGUGCCUGUGAGCAGUAAUUUUAGCAUACUCAUGCGGAAAAAGGCUAGUCAGAUUGCUUUUCUCAUUAUUCUCCGUGGUUACAGGAUGGAUCCUCCUUGUCCACCUUCUGAAUGCGCGCACAUGUGGGGCCCUUCUCUUGUGUCCUCUCUGAAGGAUACAUCUCUUCACAGUCCUCUUCGGCAACCUGCAAUUGAUCUAAUUCAAACUAUUGUAGUGUCGGAUGCAUCUGCAUUGAUCUCUGUAAUAUUAAAUGGGAAGUUGCAUCCCAGUGAUAAAUCCAUCAGGACUACUAAUUCUGGUGAUGCAGACGACGAAGAAGAGAUUCUGUUUGGUCUCCAUGUGGAAGAGAAGAAUACUAGUUGUUGGAAAGAGUUCACUUUGCAGCAUAAAGUUGUCUCACAGGUAGAUAGGAGCUGGAUGUGUGUACCCAUGCUAUGGUUUGAUGUGUUAGUUGAAAUCGAUCCAUUGGCCCUCCCGUUAUCCUUUUCCAAGGCUGUUAUUUGGGCAUUAUCUCGGUUUUCACUGAUAGAGACUGAAGAUAGCACAGAAAUGUCUCUUUCUAUACGGAAUUGGUUGGUCACAUGUGCGCCAGAAAUAUCUUAUCUUUUGGGGUGGAAGGUCCCAUCAGGUUCUGACGAUGGUGGGGAUGGAACAGAGUCUAGAAACUCUAUUAGGACUUCAACAAUGUGCCGCCCUUUAGUUAGGACUUUCAAGAGGUUAACUAGACAUUAUACCAUUAGAAUGGAACAAGCAGAACUUAGAAAACAGUGGAUCUGGGAGCCCAUGAUGAGCAGCAGUUUGAUUCUCUUACUUCUGGAUCCUAAUGAUAAUGCCAGGCAAGUGGGUAGGCUGAUUCUGGAACAAGUUUCAAAUGUGCGCGGCCUUACUUGUGGUCUGCAGUUUCUUUGCUCCACACCACCCCCCUUGUUAUCCAUCCUUCUGGGACUGAGACAUGCUCUGAAAUUGGUUCAGUUGGAUUCUGUUUUGUCUAACUUUUCGACUUUACAUCACCUGUUCUUCAUCUUAUGCAAAUUGCUCAAAGAAGGAAAUCCAUCUGCUCAAACCCAAUCUCAAAAUUCGUCAGAUGUUGCCGACACUUCACAGUUUUCUUCUCAAGGUGGAUUUCUAAAGCAACCUGUAUUUGAAUCUUCACACUCUGAUGGUGGUGGAUAUUCAUCAAUUGUUAGCUCCGCAUGGUGGAACAAGUUUAGCUGCUUACUGUCACAGGCAGCUUGGCCUUCAAUACUGAAAUGCUUAGAUGGAGGCAAGGCAUUCACUGAUUACACAUUAUCUCAGAUGACUUGUAUCCGCAUUCUUGAAGUCAUCCCUGUGCUUUUUGAAAGACAUCCCAAGAAUUCUGGCAUAGUGUUGGACAGUUUUGAUAGCAUGAAGUGGCUUCAUGAUCUGGCUGAUUGGGGGAAAUCAUCACUUGCUGUUGUGGUUAGAUAUUGGAAACAAACAUUAUCUUAUAUGCUUGGUCAAAUCAGAAUGGUGUGCAGUGAUAAAUCUGCUUCAGCAAUUAGUGAUAUUGAGAAACUUAUUUCAUGUGAAAAAGUUUCAAAUGAUGAAGUGAGCAAGCAUGUAGCACGUCUUUCUGUUUCAUUAAAAGAACAGUGCUCUGCAUUAAAUAAAACUGCUAGUCGGUCACAAUUUGCACGAUCAAAAGAGACAAUAUUAGUCGAUGAAGCUGAAGAUGAUAUCCUAGAUUCUGAGCCAUUGGUCAACUUGGAUAGAGGCUGUGUUAUAAUUCUUUCAGAUGAUGAGAAGGAAUCUGAUGUUUCUUCCCACCUGGGGGUUUCUAAUAGUUGGCUGACUAAUACUACAUAUUAUGAUGAUCAUGUUGGUACAAGCACAGCUGGAGAAGAGUCGAUAGCUGACUUGGAGAGAGGCAAUGUUAUAAUUCUUUCUGAUGUUGAGAAGGAAUCUGAUGCUUCUGCCCAUGUGGGGGUUUCUUAUAGUUGGCUGACUAAAACUACAUAUUAUGAUGAUCAUGCUGGUACAAGCACAGCAGGAGAAGAGUCGAAAGCUGACUUGAAAGAGAAAGAUGUUGACUGCCCUGGUGGUCUGGUGGUCUCCUCAGAGGCUGAUUCUCAGAUAGGUUCUUAUUCUACUGAUCUUGUUCAGGAAAUGAAUUUGGAUAUUACUGGAAGCGUACAAACAUCUCAAUCCCCUGUUCCAGUAGAGCCAUCAGAGAGUAAGCAGAAUAACAUUGAAACAAGAGAAGGUGUACCCAAUCAUUUCCCACCAAGGAACAAUUCAAGUUUGAUGAAAGUACCAGAUGGAGUUGUGAAAUCCAGAGAAAGGGACUCAUCAACAUCUCCAGUAUCUUCAAGUAACAAGACCUUUAAUGAUUUAAGCAUCGCUUCUGCAAGGAAAAAUCAGGAGAGUAAUAAAGCUCCAAAAGCUAAUGAUGGAAUCAUAAAAGAAGUAGUAGGUGAUGCAGAUGAUGAUGCAUGGAAGUUCUCAUUUUUCAAACCACCAAAACGUCAACAGCCCUUAAAUAUGAAGCCAAUCAUUUCCGGUCCUAAACGGCAAGUUAUCCAGCUUUCUGUGCCUCAAAAGAGCAGGCCGGGCUCUAUGAGGCUGGGUGGUGGAGUGAAAAGAUUUCAGCCCCCCCGACUUGAUGACUGGUACAAACCCAUCUUAGAGUUGGAUUUCUUUGUUGCUGUUGGUUUAGCUUCUGGAACUGAGAAAAACUCUCAAAGAUUAGGCAAACUAAAGCAAGUUCCUGUUUGUUUCGAAUCAUCUGAUGGGUAUUUUGAAAUUUUCCGGCCCUUGGUUCUGGAAGAAUUCAAAGCGCAACUACAGAAUUCCUACCAGGAGAUGACUUCUUCUGAGGAACUGUGCUGUGGAAGUUUAUCUGUGCUGUCUGUUGAGAGAAUAGAUGAUUUCCAUGUCGUUCGCUUUGUACAAGAUGAAGAUAAUUCCCCCGGAUCUAGAAGCCUGUUGGAAAAUGAUCUCAUUUUACUUACUAGACAACCUCUGCAGAACUCUACUACCAGUGAUAUACACACUGUUGGAAAGGUUGAAAGACGCGAGAAAGACAACAAAAGAAGGUCAAAUAUCUUAGCUAUUAGACUGUAUCUUCAAGCAUGUCCUCGGCUCGAGCGAGCUAGAAAGCUUCUUGCGGAGAGAAGCAGGUGGUAUGUUAGUCGUAUCAUGUCCAUUACCCCUCAACUUCGAGAAUUCCAGGCAUUGUCAUCAAUAAGGGAAAUUCCUUUACUUCCAAUAAUUUUGAACCCGGUCAAUUGUCGUUCUAGUCAAUAUGAUGCAGAAACUCAAAGUAUGAGUAAACUCCCUCAACCUCUGCAGCAGAUUCUUAAGUCAUCAUAUAAUGACAGUCAGCUGCAGGCUAUCAGUCUUGCAACUGGACUGUCUGACUUGAAAAAGGACUUUGAGUUGACUCUCAUACAGGGACCUCCAGGAACUGGAAAGACCCGAACAAUUCUGGCCAUUGUUAGCAGUCUGCUUGCUGUUUCUCAAAUAAAUGAUUCCAAAAGAUUAAGAAAUGGUGGAUCAGCAUGUAGUAGCUCUAGCACGAGUCAAAGGAUCAGUCAGUCUGCUGCAGUUGCGAGAGCCUGGCAGGAUGCAGCAUUGGCUAAACAAUUAAAUGAGGAUGUUGAAAAGAAUAACAGAACUACAGGAAAUGGCAUUAGAGGCCGAAUUCUCAUUUGUGCUCAAUCUAAUGCUGCAGUUGAUGAGCUAGUUGCAAGGAUAUACAAUGAAGGUCUUUAUGGUUGUGAUGGACAGAGGUACAAGCCAUAUAUUGUGAGGGUUGGUAAUGCAAAGACAGUCCAUCCAAAUUCUCUUCCCUUCUUCAUCGAUACACUGGUUGAAAAUCGUUUAGGCGAAGAAAAGAGAAAUGCACAUGAUGAAAAUAGUGGGACUUUUGCAGAUUCUUUAACUAUAUUGCGUACUAAUUUAGAAAAGUUAGUGGAACAGAUAAGACACUAUGAAGCCAAGCGGGCUAGCUGGCAGGAAGAAAAUUCUGAAGUUAAAAAUUUCAUGGAAGGAGAUCUUGAAGAUGGCAAGAUAUUUUCUGAUGCUGAAUUGAAAGGAAAGCUAAGGCAGUUAUACGAAAAAAAGAAAGCCGCGUAUACAGAACUUGCCAGUGCCCAGGCGAGAGAGAGGAAGGCCAACGAAGAAAUGAGAGCCCUAAGACAUAAAUUUCGGAAUGCUAUAUUGAAGGAGGCUGAAGUUGUGGUGACCACACUAAGUGGCUGCGGUGGAGAUCUAUAUGGGGUGUGCUCUGAAUCUACAUCAAGCCAUAAAUUCAUCAAUGCAUCUGAAACCACUCUAUUUGAUGCUGUUGUGAUUGAUGAAGCUGCUCAAGCCUUGGAACCUGCCACAUUGAUUCCACUUCAGCUCUUAAAAUCGAGGGGAACCAAAUGUAUCAUGGUUGGUGAUCCAAAGCAGCUUCCUGCCACAGUUUUAUCUAAUGUUGCUAGCAAAUACAUGUUCCAGUGCAGCAUGUUUGAAAGGCUGCAGAGGGCAGGUCAUCCUGUAAUCAUGCUCACCCAACAGUAUAGGAUGCAUCCAGAGAUUUGUCAGUUUCCUUCUUUGCAUUUCUAUGAGGGGAAAUUGCAGAAUGGAGAUAAGAUGUCUGGCAGAGCUGCAUCAUUCCAUGAGACUCGGUGCCUUGGGCCAUAUGUAUUUUUUGACAUCAUUGAUGGUCUGGAGCUCCGUGGUAAGAAUUCUGCAUCACUCUCCCUGUACAAUGAGUCUGAGGCUGAUGCUGCUGUUGAAGUGUUGAGAUUUCUUAGAAAAAGUUAUCCAUCUGAAUUCUGGGGUGGAAGAAUUGGCAUCAUAACACCUUACAAGCGCCAGUUGUCACUUUUACGUACACGGUUCACCAGUGCCUUUGGAUCUUCUAUUACCUCUGAUAUGGAAUUUAAUACAGUUGAUGGUUUUCAAGGGCGAGAAGUUGAUAUCCUGCUACUUUCUACUGUUAGAGCAUCUGGAUCCUGCGAUGAAACACCUAGAGGCAGCUGUAGUAAUAUUGGAUUUGUCGCUGAUGUUAGACGGAUGAAUGUAGCUUUGACUAGGGCUAAAUUCUCUCUUUGGGUUUUUGGUAAUGCAAGAACAUUACGGACAAACCAGACGUGGGCAGCUCUUUUAGAAGAUGCAAAACAAAGAAAUUUGAUUGUAUCUGCUAGAAAGCCAUACAGUUCGAUACCCAAGUUCAGUUCAGAAAUUAGAACAAGUGCAGAGAAGUCUUUCACUAGGCAGUUCGAGGAAGACGAGUGGCUCAAAUCUGCAAGGGGGCAUGUUAAUUUGCAGAAAACUGUAAAAUAUACUACUGAAAGAAAGAGAAAAUGCGUUGAUACUGCACCAGAAAGUGAUGGUCAAGAGCUUCCCUGUUUGGGGAAGGAUGCUGCAAUAGAUGUCAAAAGGAGCAGAGAUAGAAGGGGAACAAAGCUUUUGGAUCCCAAGGAGAUGACAUCUGAUAAAAUUCCAAAAAAUGACUACAAAGUAAUUAAAGGUGCAACGUUGGAAUUGCAAGAAAAUAAAGAGAAGACUGAUAUAAGCCCCAGAUUCAGAGAUAAUAAUAAGCAAAUUAAGGGGGUAAGAGCUGAUGCUAGAAAGGAGAGCAAUAAUAACAGUGUUAGGACACAUUCAACUAAUACUGGAAAGGAAGCUAGUAGAAGUAAAGAUCAUAUGAGACCAGUUGCUGAUGAAGUGCAUUCAAAAACUAUCAAGCAUGAUAAGCCACCAGACGCGAAAGUUGGUACAUCAUCUUCUGAGAGAACAGUCAAGGGGAAGGGUGAAGUGCAAGCUUCUAAUCAUGCUGAAACACUCAGUGAUACAUUAAAGAAAAGGAAACAACAGCGCGAAGCUGUUGAUGCCCUCCUGUCUUCAGCUCUUAUAUCUUCGAAGAAGUCAGAUUCAGUGAUGAAACCAUCCAUGAAGAGGGCCCCUUCGACAAGUACCAUCAAAACUCAUAAACGAAGACAUGGUUAGAUUCAUGGAUGGGAGUUUUGUUUAGUUUGUAUGGAGUUUCCAAAGGAUUUGUAGCUCUGAAGGACUUGUGUGUUAAAUGUUAUUCUACCAUGUAAGUAUAUCGUCAGGAAGGUGAAUACAAAAUUCUUGAGUUAGUGUAUAGCAAUUUUGUGACAUUGUAGAUCAAAGGUGAAACAGUAAGAGCCAACAAUUUUGUGACAUUGUAGAUCAAAGGUAGGUGCUUUUCUUUUCUGUGGCACAGAAAAAUAUUAUUUGGUGCUGACAAUGAGAUUGAUGCAUAAUGGGCAGAUAUUGAUGAUAGUUACUAUAUACUUAAA